Molecule: messenger RNA, 558 nt
Organism: Cricetulus griseus (Chinese hamster)
Lineage: Eukaryota; Metazoa; Chordata; Mammalia; Rodentia; Cricetidae
Source: RefSeq, a predicted model, not a curated record
GCUGACUUCUCUAACAUGCUCUCUGAGGAGGAGAAGGAAGAGUUAAAGGCAGAAUUAGUUCAGCUAGAAGACGAAAUUACAACAUUACGACAAGUUUUGUCAGCAAAAGAAAGACAUCUGGUUGAGAUCAAACAGAAACUUGGCAUGAACCUGAUGAACGAGUUAAAGCAGAACUUCAGCAGAAGCUGGCAUGACAUGCAGACCACAACUGCGUACAAGAAAACACAUGAAACCCUGAGCCAUGCGGGGCAGAAGGCCACAGCAGCUUUCAGUAAUGUGGGCACCGCCAUCAGCAAGAAGUUUGGAGAUAUGAGGUCUCACUCCAUUGGGUACUCCAUUCGCCAUUCCAUAAGUAUGCCUGCCAUGAGGAAUUCUCCUACUUUCAAAUCAUUUGAGGAGAGGGUUGAGACAACUGUCACAAGCCUCAAGACGAAAGUAGGUGGGACGAACCACAGUGGUGGCAGUUUCGAGGAGGUCCUGAACUCCACAGCACAUGCCAGCUCCCAGAAUGCUGCAGGAGGCCCCCGGCAGACCACAGAUGAGGAGCUGCAGUGCUAG